CUGACUCUGAUAGCAACGUUCCAGGGCAUUCCUUGUCGCUUUCACGUGAAUUGUGCCUCACCACUUCUGCUCUCUUUGGUGCGCUGUGAGGACUUUUAGCGUGCACGAUGUCUUACUGUAAGCAGUUCAACGGGGGCAAGGAUAAGGUGAUCUUCGCGUCGAAGGAAGACCUCGCGGGACCUAGCAAAAUCACACUUCCCGAGUCGGAUCCGGCGCCUGGACUAAUUCUUCCCAACGGUGACAUCAAUUGGAACUGUCCUUGUCUAGGAGGCAUGGCCACAGGACCCUGUGGAGUAGAGUUCAGAGAGGCAUUCACUUGCUUCCACUACAGCGAAGUGGAACCCAAGGGGUCUGAUUGCUACGAAGUCUUCUCCCAGAUGCAGUCCUGCUUCUCCAAGUAUCCCACAGUGUACAACAAGAGUGGCGAUAUGGAUGAUGAUGAUGAUGGAGACGUUGAACGAGAGGCUCAAAUGAAGGUGGGCGAGUUACUUGACGGCGCCAAGGAGGAGAGAGAAUCCGCGGGAGACUCUCCGGACGGCGCAGCCUCCCAGGUGGAGCGGAAAAAGUGAUUUUGUGCAAAAGACUCCGACUUAGUUUGAUUGGGCAUCCCAAAUUCUCUUCUGUCGGGAUAUCCACAUAAGAAUUCGUGUCAGAUUUCUUAAUAAAAUAUAGUAGAGAUAACAUGAAGAAAAUGGGCGGAAAAUUGAGAAAUUCAGUGUCGGCAUGGCAGAUUUGGUCCGUUUUGUCAAUUUGAAUUGUCGAAGUUGGGGAAAAAAUCACGAUUUCGAUGAUAGAAAAUGUGAAGAAGAAGAAGAAAUGUCACGUUUUUUUGGUGUUGAUCAGAAAUUUUAUGUGAAGGAGAGGAAAGUGGAAGAAAAGUGCAGAGAAUCGCGGUGAAAAGCGAUUGAAAAGUGUGAAAAAUAUACAAUUGGGGUGCGUGUGUGUGUAAUUGAGUUGAUAGAGUUCACAUUUCCUUGGCAGUGUUCUGAGAAGUGUGAAUAUUUGGGGGUGAGUGUGGAACAUCGUCUAGUGAGAAUUCAUUGCAUUGAUUGUGGCUGAAAGGAGGUCAGAAGAUGUUGACUCAGCAAGGAAGCGGUGCUAAGCCAGUCAAGGAGAAGCGCAGG
Messenger RNA from Phlebotomus argentipes, 1124 nucleotides. Its product is annotated as mitochondrial intermembrane space import and assembly protein 40. Bases 108 to 569 code for a protein of 153 amino acids. Lineage: Eukaryota; Metazoa; Arthropoda; Insecta; Diptera; Psychodidae. The record is from RefSeq and is a predicted model, not a curated record. Gene Ontology annotation, molecular function: protein-disulfide reductase activity. Gene Ontology annotation, cellular component: mitochondrial intermembrane space. The transcript has 2 exons. Gene Ontology annotation, biological process: protein import into mitochondrial intermembrane space.